GCUCCACCAAUGAAACUGGAUCUAGACGUUUUCAAGUAUUUUUUUGCAUAAAUUUCUUUGGAUCAUGGAACAAUCAUGUGCUAUCUAGCUCAUAGUUUAAAGACCAAUUGAGUAAGUUGACCACUUUGAGUAUCAUAUAAUAUAUACCAACUGGUACAGUUCAUAUAUUACACUUCCCAAUUGCACUUAUUCAACACAAAUUGUCCUUCCUUAUAGCUAAAGCAUUUGUUUGUGUUUCCUCUAUGGUAUGAUUUGAUUUGAUGCCUUCAAAAAAUGAUUUGAUGUAGCUCUAUUAUUUUCCAUUUCCCUCAUUUUGUUAUAGAAGAGAGUCCAAUCAUAUUCAAUGGGGAGGUCAUGUCUUCCCAAAUGCAAACUGGCCAGAAUAUUGGGUUGGCUGCAGAUUAUUCUGGGAGGAAUGGUUAUCUUAGUAAGCAUUUUGAGCCUAAUAAAAUUCUACUCUGUUGGGAUUUUCUUCCACAGUGAAGAUAUGUGCCAGCAGAAAUUCUACACUGUGAAGGAUGUUGUUCAUGAAGGUUUCGAUGCCAAAGCGCUCAGUGAUCGAGUUGUAGAAGUGUUAAACAAGUUGGAAACUUUGCAGGGCAAGCUUGAGUCUAAAGUACAAGAAAUGGUGAAAAACAAGGGAACUUUGGAGAAGCAGUUCUUAGAGGAUGAAAUAGUUAGGCCUCUUCACAGUGCUAAUGUUGCUUUAAGACAGAUUCGGCUUCCGAAGAUUGCAGAAGGGAACUCCACCGUGAUGGAAGAUCCUUUGAUUAACUUUUUUGUGACAGAGGAGAUUAGAAAGUAUAUAACCCCAAAGGAGAAUAGAGUUAGCAAGAUUAACCUCUAUGGGACAGAUAAAGUUUACAACACAAUUGGGCAUGCUUGUGUUUUGUACAAGAAAGAGUUAGAAGAGUACAUGGACUAUGACAUUGGCUCCUACUGUGAUGAUGAUUGGAACUUAGCUCAGAAGCUCAUGCUCAAUGGGUGUGAUCCUUUGCCUAUAAGAAGAUGUUUAACAAGAGCUUCAAAGGUUUACUAUAAACCUUACCCUAUAAAUGAGUCACUUUGGAAGCUACCAGAUCACAGAAAUGUGAGGUGGGGGAACUACCACUGCAGAAACUUUGAGUGCUUAUCAAGCAAGAAUCCGAAGAGGGGCUAUUCAAAAUGCACUGGAUGUUUUGAAAUGGAAAAGGAAAAGCUGAAAUGGGUUUCUAAUAGUUCACUUCCUGCAGAUUUUUUGAUAGGUGAUGUUUUGAAAAUUAAGCCUGGUGAGAUGAGAAUUGGGGUAGACUAUGGAAUAGGAACUGGAACAUUUGCUGCAAGAAUGAGGGAACAUAAUGUGACAAUUGUCUCAACUGCUAUGAACAUUGGGGCUCCUUUCAAUGAAAUGAUAGCUCUUAGGGGUUUGAUUCCUUUGUAUGUCACACUUAAUCAAAGGCUUCCAUUCUUUGAUAACACUAUGGAUUUGAUUCACACCACUGGUUUUAUGGAUGGUUGGAUAGAUCUGAUGUUGUUGGAUUUCAUACUGUAUGAUUGGGAUAGAAUUCUAAGACCAGGAGGUUUAUUAUGGAUUGACAGAUUCUUCUGUAAGAGAAAGGAUUUGGAUGAUUAUAUGUACAUGUUUCUUCAACUUAGAUACAGGAAGCACAAAUGGGUUAUUUCUUCAAAGUCAAAGGAUGAGGUAUAUCUCUCUGCAUUGCUGGAAAAACCUCCCAGAGCCAUAUGAACACAAUCAACUUCUUGUUUUCAAUUUUCACCCUUUCUAAUACUUUGCAUAUGUGGCUGUAUUAUUAUGGAUGCAAUUUAUGUACUAGGAAUCAGGAGUUUUUAUAUUUAGUUUUCCCCCUGGUGUAGAUUUUGCAAGCAUAUAUUGCAAUAGUUCUUCUGACCUAUAAUUUUCUGUUCCUUGAUAACAUUUUUCUUGUUUUUUUCUGAAAGCACUGAUCUUAACGAUGAUGCUGGUGCUCAAACUGUCCUUCACAUUGAAUCACUUGGUGAUGUUAACUAUUGUUAAGCUUGUUAAGCAUUUAUCUUAA
Molecule: messenger RNA, 2036 nt
Organism: Lotus japonicus
Lineage: Eukaryota; Viridiplantae; Streptophyta; Magnoliopsida; Fabales; Fabaceae
Product: probable methyltransferase At1g29790
Exons: 1
Coding region: 344-1726 (460 amino acids)
Molecular function (GO): methyltransferase activity
Source: RefSeq, a predicted model, not a curated record